Molecule: messenger RNA, 881 nt
Organism: Agrilus planipennis (emerald ash borer)
Lineage: Eukaryota; Metazoa; Arthropoda; Insecta; Coleoptera; Buprestidae
Product: nucleolar complex protein 2 homolog
Exons: 2
Coding region: 77-802 (241 amino acids)
Biological process (GO): ribosomal large subunit biogenesis; negative regulation of transcription by RNA polymerase II
Cellular component (GO): Noc2p-Noc3p complex; Noc1p-Noc2p complex; nucleoplasm
Molecular function (GO): histone binding; transcription corepressor activity
Source: RefSeq, a predicted model, not a curated record
GCUACAUUGUUAAUUUUUGUUUGAUUUGUAGGUUUUGCAAACAUUCGACUUCAAUAAAAAGCAUACAAAAGUUUCAAUGAAACCUCUUCAAUUUACCUGUAUAUUGCGUUUAUCCAAAUCUCAGAUGCAAGAAAACGGUUUCAAAGACACUCUAAUUGAAUCAAUUUAUGCACAACUACUGGAGUACUUGUCCUGUCAAUCCCACUCAAUAGCUUUUCCUGAUUUAAGUCUAUUUUGCGUUAUGCAGAUAAAGAAAUUUUUAAAGGUUUGUCAUGUUACAAAUUACUGUAAAAAAAUGCGACAGAUUCUCGAGAAAAUUCAACAGACAAAUGCUUUCAUCGAAAAAGAACGUAAAAGUCUAUCGGUUUCUCUAACCGACUCGAAACAAAUAGAAGCUUGGCAGACACUGACUAAGAAUAAAGGAACUCCACUAACGACUUACUAUGAUGAAUGGAAUAAAAUUAGGACGAUAAAGAAAAAUAAACUGGCAACUGAGAAUGAUAAAAUCGGCGAAUACAAUUUACCCAUUAUAAGGAAAACGAAAAAAGAAAAACCGGAUAGCGAAAUUAAAAAUCCACCUAAUCCAUUCCCUAGCGAUAGUGAGUCUGAUAACGAAUUUAAUUUCGGCGAAAGUGAUGACGAGAAAUCAACAGAAAAUGAGCGAAAAACCAAAAGAGGCGCAAGAGGUAAAGGAAAGACAAACAAGAAACUAAUUAGAAGGGAUAAUGACAGCAAUUCUGUAAGUCCCGACGGAAGUGAUGUUGAAGAUUUAAUUGAAGAUAUAAAAUUAAGCGAAUGGUAGUUCUUAAUAUGUAUGUAGUCUUGUUUAUAAUAAUUUUAAGAAAUAAAAAUAGCAAUAAGGGCUACUAGAGAAAAAACUU